GUGACAUUGUAGGAGCACGCCUCCGCAUCGGCGGCGGCGGCGUCGAGACGCCGACUGACGUCGGUUAUUUAAGAUAGAUCCGCGAUUUGCAUCGAAUCAGAAAGAAGACGACUCCGGAAUUGCCUGGUGACCUUCGAGUUGACCGAUCGCCUCUUCACGUUCCACGUAAAAUGUCGAUUGUGCCGUUGGUCUUUCGCGAUUGGUGGGACGACAUCGAUCGUCCUAUCUCACGGCUCGCGGAUCAACACUUCGGCACCGGCCUUCAUCGAGAUGACCUGAUCUCGAAUUUUACCUCUGGUCUGGGUUUCAAUCGAGCCCCUUUACGCUCUAUUUUCGGGAACACGUACUACCGACCGUGGAAGAACGUGACGCGUCACAACUCGAGCGGAUCUAGCACGAUCCAGCUAGACAACGAUAAUUUCCAGGUGAUAUUGGACGUACAACAAUUCUCACCGGACGAGAUCACGGUGAAGACGGUCGACAACUACGUUAUUGUCGAGGCCAAGCACGAGGAGAGGCAAGACGAGCACGGCUACAUCAGCAGGCACUUCGUACGCAGAUACGUCCUGCCACCUUCUCACGAUCUCGUCAACGUCACCUCGACCCUCUCCUCGGAUGGUGUACUAACUGUCACGGCGCCCAAAAAGAACGUAACGCCAGCUGGUACGGAAAGAGUUAUCAAUGUUAUUCAAACGGGAAUACCAGCUGCCAAACCGGUUCCCGUCGAAACAACUACAACCACCACUACUACAAACUAAAAAUAUAUUGUCUGAAACUUUCUCCUUCAUUCCGGUUGAUUUUAUUCUUUUAUUUUCUCGAUUUUAUCAUUAAUGUAAUAAAAUAAUUU
Camponotus floridanus (Florida carpenter ant) is the source of this 847-nucleotide messenger RNA. RefSeq names its product protein lethal(2)essential for life-like. Gene Ontology annotation, biological process: response to heat; protein refolding. Lineage: Eukaryota; Metazoa; Arthropoda; Insecta; Hymenoptera; Formicidae. Gene Ontology annotation, molecular function: protein folding chaperone. The transcript is spliced from 4 exons. The record is from RefSeq and is a predicted model, not a curated record. Bases 171 to 758 code for a protein of 195 amino acids.